GGCGGGCGGGGAAGCGAGCAGCGGGGUAGUGCCCGGGCGGUCACCGCAGCCAGGCCCGGGAGGAUAAGCGGCGCCCGGGGCGGCGGCGGCCCCAUGGGCGGGCGGCCGCGGUGAGGGCGGCAGCAGCAAGAGCAGCAGCGGCGGCGCCUGCGUCCGAGGGAGGCAGCGGGGGGCGGGCGAUGUGCGCUGCAGCCGCCGCCGCCUCCUCCUCGGCUCCCGUCGCCGCCUGCAGCGGGGCCGAGGGCGGCUUCUCCGCCUCGUGGCGCGGCACCGGGGCCUGGGCGGCGGCGGCGCCCCGCGACGGCUCGGUCAUGGGGCUGGCGGCGCUGCCGGGCCCGCCGCCGGGGCCGCUGCCUGCUGGCUGCCGAGGCCGCUCCCAGCUGCUGCUGUCGGGCCGGGCCCUGGCCGAGCGCUACCGGCGGAUCUACACGGCGGUGCUGAGCGACCGCGACCCGGGCGGACACCCUGGCGCCAGGGGUAAGAAAAUUUUAAGCAAGAAAAAACUGAAACGGAAGCAGAAGACUAAAUUGAAAGUAAAAACACGAAAUAAGACUGAAAACCUAGAGAGUAGUAUAACCAUACCGGAUAUCAGACUACACAGCAAUCCUUCAGCUUUUAAUGUGUACUGCAAUGUUCGCCAUUGUGUUUUGGAAUGGCAAAAAAAGGAGGUAUCCUUAACUUUGGCAUCAAAGAACACUGUACAAAGUGGGGAUUCAGAUAGUGAUGAAGAGGAGGAGUCCAAAGAGCCACCCAUCAAACUUCCAAAGAUCAUUGAAGUUGGACUAUGUGAAGUUUUUGAGCUGAUCAAGGAGACGAGAUUUUCUCAUCCGUCACUGUGUCUCAGGAGCCUACAAGCCCUACUUAAUGUGCUCCAAGGCCAGCAGCCAGAAGGCCUCCAGUCAGAGCCUCCUGAAGUUCUAGAGUCUCUCUUCCAGCUUCUUUUGGAAAUAACUGUCCGUAGUACUGGAAUGAAUGACAGUACAGGGCAGUCCUUGACAGCACUUUCCUGCGCUUGCCUCUUCAGUUUGGUAGCUGCAUGGGGAGAGACGGGAAGAACACUGCAGGCAAUCUCUGCUAUCCUGACCAAUAAUGGCAGCCAUGCUUGUCAAACUAUUCAGGUGCCAACCAUUUUAAACUCUCUUCAGAGGAGUGUACAAGCAGUUUUGGUGGGCAAAAUCCAAAUCCAGGACUGGUUUGGUAAUGGGAUAAAGAAAGCAGCCCUGAUGCACAAAUGGCCACUGAAAGAAAUAUGUGUUGAUGAAGAUGACCAAUGCCUGCUGCAGAGUGAUGGUUUCUUUCUGUAUCUUUUAUGCAAAGAUGGACUUUACAAAAUUGGCUCUGGAUAUAGUGGGACAGUGAGGGGUCAUAUAUACAAUUCUACAUCUCGCAUCAAAAACAGAAAAGAGAAAAAAUCUUGGUUAGGGUAUGCUCAGGGUUAUUUGUUAUAUAGAGACGUGAACAAUCACAACAUGACAGCCAUAAGAAUAAACCCUGAAACCUUGGAACAAGAUGGUACGGUCACUUUGCCAGAUUGCCACACUGAAGGUCAGAACAUCCUUUUCACAGAUGGGGAGUAUAUUAAUCAGAUAGCAGCUUCUAGAGAUGAUGGCUUUGUAGUUAGAAUAUUUGCAACGAGUACUGAGCCAGUACUGCAACAAGAACUGCAGCUCAAACUUGCCAGAAAGUGCUUACAUGCCUGUGGUAUAUCUUUAUUUGAUCUCGAGAAAGAUUUGCACAUUAUCAGUACAGGGUUUGAUGAGGAGUCAGCUGUUCUGGGUGCAGGAAGAGAAUUUGCACUAAUGAAAACUGCUAGUGGAAAGAUUUAUUAUACUGGCAAAUAUCAGAGCCUUGGAAUCAAGCAAGGUGGUCCUUCAGCUGGAAAAUGGGUUGAACUGCCAAUCACAAAAUCUCCAAAGAUUGUUCAGUUCUCAGUUGGACAUGAUGGUUCACAUGCCUUACUUGUUGCAGAAGAUGGAAGCAUAUUCUUUACGGGUUCUGCUAGUAAAGGAGAGGAUGGUGAAUCAACGAAAAGCAGACGGCAAUCAAAACCUUAUAAGCCUAAAAAAAUUAUUAAAAUGGAAGGGAAGAUUGUGGUAUCUACAGCGUGCAAUAAUGGAAGUAGUUCUGUCAUUUCAAAAGAUGGAGAACUCUACAUGUUUGGAAAAGAUGCCAUUUACUCUGAUAGCACAAGUUUAGUAACAGAUUUGAAAGGCCAUUUUGUGACUCAGGUAGCCAUGGGCAAAGCUCAUACAUGUGUGUUAAUGAAGAAUGGAGAGGUUUGGACGUUUGGAGUGAAUAAUAAAGGACAGUGUGGACGAGACACAGGCUCCAUGAGCCAGGGAGGAAAAGUAGGUUUUGGAGUUGAGAACAUGGCAACAGCAAUGGAUGAAGAUCUAGAAGAAGAACUGGAUGAAAAAGAUGAGAAGUCUAUGAUGUGUCCCCCAGGCAUGCAUAAAUGGAAGCUGGAACAGUGCAUGGUGUGCACUGUGUGUGGGGACUGCACAGGCUAUGGAGCCAGCUGUGUUAGUAGUGGGCGUCCAGACAGGGUACCUGGCGGUAUCUGUGGCUGUGGCUCAGGUGAGUCUGGCUGUGCUGUAUGUGGUUGUUGCAAAGCCUGUGCUAGAGAACUGGAUGGUCAAGAAGCCCGACAAAGAGGGAUCCUUGAUGCUGUCAAAGAUAUGAUACCUUUAGAUCUCCUGCUGGCUGUUCCUGUUCCUGGGGUUAAUAUUGAAGAACACCUUCAGUUACGACAAGAGGAAAAGCGGCAACGAGUAAACAGAAGGCAUAGAUUGGAGGAAGGUAGAGGCCCCCUUGUAUUUCCUGGUCCUAUUUUUAUGAACCAUCGAGAGCAGGCUCUAGCCAGAAUAAGACCCCAUCCAGCACAGCUAAAGCAUAAGCGGGACAAGCACAAAGACGGAAGCGGAGAAAGAGGUGAGAAAGAUGCCAGCAAAAUCACAACCUAUCCUCCGGGGGCUGUUCGUUUUGACUGUGAACUCCGAGCAGUGCAAGUCAGUUGUGGAUUUCAUCAUUCAGUCGUUUUGAUGGAGAAUGGUGAUGUUUAUACGUUUGGAUAUGGACAGCAUGGACAGUUGGGUCAUGGAGAUGUUAAUUCCAGGGGAUGCCCCACUCUGGUGCAGGCAUUACCAGGUCCUAGCACACAAGUUACUGCUGGAAGCAACCAUACAGCUAUUCUCUUAAUGGAUGGACAGGUGUUUACAUUUGGAAGUUUCUCUAAAGGACAGCUUGGCAGGCCAAUUCUGGAUAUGCCAUACUGGAAUGCAAAACCAGCACCUAUGCCUAAUAUUGGAUCUAAAUAUGGACGCAAAGCUACAUGGAUUGGAGCAAGUGGAGACCAGACUUUUCUUCGGAUUGAUGAAGCUCUCAUUAAUUCUCAUGUGCUGGCCACAUCAGAGAUCUUUGCAAGCAGGCAUAUAAUAGGUUUGGUACCUGCUUCUAUGUCAGAGCCUCCUCCAUUUAAAUGUCUUCUCAUAAAUAAGGUGGAUGGCAGUUGCAAGACAUUUAAUGAUUCUGAACAGGAAGAUCUUCAAGGGUCUGGCGUAUGUCUGGAUCCUGUUUAUGAUGUUAUUUGGAGGUUUCGACCAAAUGCUAGAGAACUGUGGAGUUAUAACGCAGUUGUUGCUGAUUCCAGGCUUCCUUCAGCUCCAGACAUGCAAUCACGAUGUAGUAUUCUAAGUCCAGAACUUGCUCUUCCAACAGGAUCAAAAGCUCUAACCACCAGGUCUCACGCAGCUUUGCACAUUCUAGGUUGUCUUGAUACAUUGGCUGCUAUGCAGGACUUAAAAAUGGGUGUAACAAACACGGAAGAGGAGACUCAAGCAGUAAUGAAAGUUUAUUCCAAAGAAGACUAUAGCGUUGUUAACAGAUUUGAAAGUCAUGGAGGAGGUUGGGGUUAUUCAGCCCAUUCAGUGGAAGCGAUACGUUUCUGUGCUGAUACUGAUAUUUUACUUGGUGGUCUUGGCCUGUUUGGAGGAAGGGGUGAAUACACAGCUAAAAUAAAGUUGUUCGAAUUGGGUCCAGAUGGGGGAGACCAUGAGACUGAUGGAGACCUUCUUGCUGAGACUGAUGUUUUAGCAUAUGAUUGUGCUGCUAGAGAAAAAUAUGCAAUGAUGUUUGAUGAACCAGUUCUCUUGCAAGCUGGUUGGUGGUAUGUAGCAUGGGCACGAGUGUCAGGGCCUAGCAGCGACUGUGGAUCUCAUGGUCAGGCAUCCAUUACUACAGAUGAUGGUGUUGUUUUCCAGUUUAAGAGUUCCAAGAAAUCAAAUAAUGGUACAGAUGUUAAUGCAGGACAGAUCCCUCAGUUACUGUACAGGCUGCCAACAAGUGAUGGCAGUGCAUCAAAAGGAAAACAGCAAACCAGCGAACCUGUACAUAUUUUAAAGAGAUCUUUUGCAAGAACAGUCUCAGUGGAAUGCUUUGAGUCUUUGUUGAGCAUUCUUCACUGGAGCUGGACAACAUUAGUGCUAGGAGUAGAAGAGCUUCGGGGGUUGAAAGGAUUCCAAUAUACUGCCACUCUUCUUGAUUUAGAGAGAUUGCGUUUUGUGGGCACUUGUUGCCUGAGGCUUCUGCGGGUCUACACCUGUGAAAUAUAUCCCAUUUCAGCUACUGCUAAAGCUGUUGUCGAGGAAACUAGCAAACUAGCAGACUGCAUUGGGAAAACUAGAACUCUUCUGAGAAAAAUUUUAUCCGAAGGAGUUGAUCACUGUAUGGUGAAGUUAGACAAUGACCCCCAAGGAUAUCUGAGUCAGCCCCUGAGUCUCCUAGAAGCUGUUCUUCAGGAGUGUCAUAACACUUUCACUGCCUGCUUUCAUUCUUUCUAUCCAACACCAGCUCUACAAUGGGCAUGCCUUUGUGACUUGCUGAAUUGUUUAGAUCAGGACAUCCAGGAAGCAAACUUCAAAACAUCAAGUAGCCGGCUUCUUGCAGCUGUUAUGUCUGCCCUUUGUCACACUUCUGUAAAGUUAACCUCCAUCUUUCCUAUCGCUUAUGAUGGAGAGGUGUUGCUACGAUCCAUGGUCAAACAAGUCAGCACUGAGAAUGAUUCUGCACUGGUUCAUCGUUUCCCACUGUUGGUAGCACAUAUGGAAAAACUUAGUCAGAGUGAAGAAAAUAUUUCAGGAAUGACAAGCUUUCGGGAAGUGCUAGAGAAAAUGCUGGUUAUUGUUGUGUUUCCAGUUAGAAACAGUCUUAGACGAGAAAAUGAACUCUUCUCUUCUCAUUUAGUUUCUAAUACCUGUGGAUUACUUGCUAGCAUUGUCAGUGAACUUACAGCUUCUGCACUGGGAUCUGAGGUUGAUGGACUUAACUCUCUCCAUUCUGUCAAAUCCAGUCCAAAUCGAUUCACUAAAACAAGUCAGGGAAGAAGUUGGAAUACUGGUAAUGGAUCCCCUGAUGCAAUCUGUUUCUCUGUGGACAAACCUGGUGCAGUAGUGGUUGGAUUUUCUGUUUAUGGAGGAGGUGGAAUUCAUGAGUAUGAAUUGGAGGUGUUAGUUGAUGAUAGUGAUCACACUGGCGAUUCAACUCAUUCUCAUAGAUGGACAUCAUUAGAGUUAAUUAAAGGAACUUAUACCACAGAUGAUUCCCCCAGUGACAUAGCUGAAAUCAGACUUGACAAAGUUGUGCCUCUGAAGGAAAAUGUGAAAUAUGCAGUCCGCCUUAGAAACUAUGGGAGCCGUACUGCUAAUGGAGAUGGAGGAAUGACCACGGUCCAGUGUCCAGAUGGUGUGACAUUUACAUUCAGCACAUGUAGUUUGAGCAGCAAUGGCACAAACCAAACACGUGGACAGAUUCCACAGAUUCUUUAUUACAGGAGCGAGUAUGAUGGAGAUCUACAGUCGCAGCUUUUAAGCAAAGCUAAUGAAGAAGAUAAAAACUGUAGCAGAGCUCUUUCUGUUGUGAGUGCUGUGGUACGCUCUGCCAAAGACUUGUUGCACAGAGCUCUCGCUGUAGAUGCUGAAGACAUUCCAGAAUUGCUCAGUUCUUCCAGUCUGUUUUCAAUGCUGCUUCCCCUUAUAAUAGCCUACAUAGAACCAGUAGCUGAAGCUAUUCCCAAGGUUGCUGUUGAAGUCUUUGGCCUAGUACAACAGUUACUUCCUUCUGUAGCUGUUCUGAAUCAGAAGUAUGCCCCUCCUGCGUUCAAUCCCAAUCAGUCUACAGACAGCACCACAGGAAAUCAGCCUGAACAAGGGCUGUCUGCUUGCACUACCUCUAAUCACUAUUCUGUCAUAGAGAGUGAACACCCCUACAAACCAGCUUGUGUUACACACUAUAAGGUAACUUUUCCAGAAUGUGUCAGGUGGAUGACAGUAGAGUUUGACACGCUAUGUGGCACUGCUCAAUCAGAAGAUGUACUUCGCUUGUUAAUUCCUGUUAGAUUUGCUCAGAACUCAGGUUUUGGACCAAAGCAAACCUCUGUUCAUGAAAAUCUUAAUUCUUGGAUAGAACUAAAGAAAUUUUCCGGUUCAUCUGGAUGGCCUACCAUGGUUUUAGUGUUACCAGGAAAUGAAGCACUGUUUUCCCUGGAGACUGCAUCAGACUAUGUGAAAGAUGAGAAGGCUUGUUUUUAUGGCUUUAAGUGUUAUGCAAUCGGUUAUGAAUUUAGUCCAGGAUCUGAUGAGGGUAUCAUUCAGUUAGAGAAAGAGUUGGCCAAUCUAGGAGGAUCGUGUGCAGCAGCUUUAAUGAAAAAAGACCUAGCACUUCCCAUCGCAGGUAAUGAAUUUGAAGAAGAUCUUGAGAUUCUGGAAGAGGCUGCAUUGCAGGUGUGUAAAUCUCACUCAGGCAUUCUUGGAAAAGGCUUAGCACUGUCUCAUUCACCAACAAUAAUAGAAGCUCUUGAAGGGAACCUUCCACUGCAGAUGCAAAGCAAUGAACAAUCCUUUUUGGAAGAUUUCAUUACCUGUGUAUCAGGUUCAAGUGGUGGACGGCUUGCAAGAUGGCUUCAGCCAGAUUCAUAUGCUGAUCCUCAAAAGACAUCCUUGAUUCUAAAUAAGGAUGACAUCCGAUGCGGUUGGCCUACUGUUAUUACAGUGCAGACAAAAGAUCAAUAUGGAGAUGUUGUUCAUGUUCCAAAUAUGAAGGUGGAGGUCAAGGCUAUUCCUGUUUCCCAGAAAAAAACAUCUUUGCAACAUGAACAAGUGAAAAAACUCCAAAGGAUACCAGGAAGUCCUGCAGCAGCUGCUUCCCCGGUCACUGACAUGACCUUUGGAGGACUCCCUUCACCAAAACUCGAUGCUUCUUACGAACCUAUGAUAGUGAAAGAAGCUCGAUAUAUUGCUAUAACAAUGAUGAAGGCUUAUGAAAAUUAUUCUUUUGAAGAAUUACGCUUUGCCUCACCGACGCCUAAGAGACCCAGUGAAAACAUGUUGAUUAGAGUCAACAAUGAUGGCACUUACUGUGCUAAUUGGACUCCAGGAGCUGUUGGUCUCUACACUAUUCAUGUUACUAUAGAUGGCAUUGAAAUAGAUGCUGGAUUAGAAGUGAAGGUAAAAGAUCCUCCAAAAGGGAUGAUACCACCUGGAACUCAGCUGGUCAAACCAAAAGCAGAACCUCAGCCAAACAAGGUUCGCAAAUUUGUGGCCAAGGACAGUGCAGGGCUUCGUAUCCGUAGCCACCCUUCCCUUCAGAGUGAGCAAAUAGGCAUAGUGAAAGUCAAUGGAUCCAUCACUUUUAUUGACGAGAUCCACAAUGAUGAUGGUGUAUGGCUGAGACUGAAUGAUGAGACAAUAAAGAAGUAUGUUCCUAACAUGAAUGGUUACACUGAAGCCUGGUGCCUCUCUUUUAACCAGCAUCUUGGCAAGAGCCUUCUGGUCCCUGUUGACAAUGUCUUUAAUGCUAGCCAAGGAGUCAGGGAUUUGGACUUUUUUUCAUGGACUGCCAAAGCCUUUUCCCCCCAGGAGUCUAGGUCUAAUACUGAUGACUUUUUCAAAGAUUUAAAUUCACACUGCCCACAGGAAGCAGUGAUGCAAGAACAAGAUAUGCCACUACUUCGAGGUGGACCUGGAGUGUACAAGGUAGUGAAGACUGGCCCAUCUGGUCACAACAUCAGAAGCUGCCCUAACCUUAGAGGUAUCCCAAUUGGAAUGUUAGUUCUGGGAAACAGAGUCAAGGCAGUGGGCGAGGUGACUAAUUCUGAAGGUACAUGGGUACAAAUGGAUAAGAACAGCAUGGUAGAGUUCUGUGAGAGUGAUGAAGGAGAGGCAUGGUCCUUAGCUAGAGACAGAGGUGGAAACCAGUACCUCCGACAUGAAGAUGAGCAAGGUCUUCUAGAACAAAAUGUUCAGACUCCUCCUCCAAGUCCUUUUUCAAUACAAGCUUUCAAUAAAGGGACAAGCUGUAGUAACGGGCAAGGAUUUGAUUAUGGCCUGGGAAAUAACAAAGUUUUGACUGUUUUGCCCACUGCAGGUGACCAACUGAGUGCCAUACUGAAUUCCAUUCAGUCACGGCCUAAUCUCCCAGCUCCUUCCAUCUUUGAUCAAGCUGCAAAACCUCCCUCUUCCCUAGUCCACAGUCCAUUUGUGUUCGGACAGCCCCUUUCCUUCCAGCAGCCUCAGCCACAGCUUCAGAAAACUCCAUCCUGCUGCCUUGCUUCUCGUGAGCGUAUUUACAAAACUAGUGAUGUAGCUGGGCCUGCCUCUGCUAUUUCAUCCCUCUCUCACAAACUAAAGGGUGACAGAACGAAUUUCACAGCUGCUGCUAGACCAGUUUCUCCAGCAGGGAAAACGGAUAUCUCAUCAAAACACAGGGCUGAGAGCAGGUCACCCAAGCCCGACAUGCGUGUGAACAGAACUAUUGCUGAUCAGAAGAAACCAAGGAGUACAGAAGGUUUAUCUGCCAGUGAGUCUCUUAUGCUGAAAUCAGAUGCUGCAAAGUUGAGAUCAGAUUCUCACAGUAGAUCGUUAUCUCCAAACCAUAACACUUUGCAAACAUUAAAGUCUGAUGGGAGGACAACUUCUGGUCUUAGAGCUGAAUCACCAGGGCCAGGAACCCGGUCUUCAUCUCCAAAGACAAAGACACUUACUGCAGGUAGGCCUGGUGCUAGUUCUCCCCGAUCAUCGUCUCCACAAGAUAAGGCACUAGCUCAGAAAACUUCAGCUCCUGUUAAAACAAAGCUUGAUCCUCCUCGGGAACGAUCCAAAUCAGACUCUUACACUCUGGAUCCAGACACGCUUCGCAAGAAGAAAGUACCACUAACAGAGCCCUUGCGUGGAAGGUCCACUUCACCCAAACCAAAAAUUAUCUCAAAAGAUGUAAAACCUGUGACUGAAACUGAAAAUAGAGCUCCUUCCCCUCAUGUUGUACAAGAAAAUCUUCACAGUGAAGUUGUUGAAGUUUGUACUUCAAGCACUUUAAAGACUAAUAGCAUCACAGAUAGCACAUGUGAAGAUAACUCUGAAUUCAAAAGUUUAGAUGAUAGUUCUAAUAAAGUUCAUUUCAGCAUAGGAAAAGCACCCCUAAAAGAUGAACAGGAUAUGAGAGCUUCUCCAAAAGUAAGCCGUAAGUGUGCUGGUAGGCACACAAGACCAAAAAAGGAAAAAUCUGGCUUUCUUUUCAAAGGAGAUGCAUCCAAACCUAUAGAGCCAGCCAAGCAAGCUAUGUCACCUUCUGUUGCUGAAUGCGCUCGAGCUGUCUUUGCUGCCUUCCUGUGGCACGAAGGAAUAGUCCAUGAUGCUAUGGCUUGUUCAUCUUUUUUGAAAUUUAAUCCAGAUCUUUCUAAAGAGCAUGCCCCUAUCAGAAGCAGUCUGAAUCAACAACCUACAGAGGAAAAAGAAACUAAGUUGAAAAAUAGGCAUUCAUUGGAAAUAUCAUCUGCUCUUAAUAUGUUUAACAUUUCACCUCAUGGACCAGACAUAUCUAAAAUGGGCAGCAUCAACAAAAACAAAGUCCUCUCUAUGCUAAAGGAACCACCUCUCCAUGAGAAAUGUGAAGAUGGAAAAAUGGAAACUACCUCUUUUGAAACAUCCAGUCAUCACCCCAUGAAAUCUAAGUCUCUUCUUCCCUUAACACUGCAGCACUUGGUAGCCUUUUGGGAAGACAUUUCUUUAGCAACUAUCAAAGCAGCUUCCCAGAACAUGAUUUUUCCAAGCCCUGGUUCCUGUGCUGUGUUAAAGAAAAAAGAAAGUGACAAAGAUAAUAAGAAAACCAAAAAGGAAAAAAAGAAAAAAGAAAAGGUUGACGCUAGGCCAAGGGGAAAUCUUUUUGGCGAGAUGGCUCAGCUUGCCGUGGGAGGACCUGAGAAAGAUACCAUCUGUGAGCUGUGCGGUGAAUCCCAUCCAUAUCCAGUGACUUAUCACAUGAGACAGGCUCAUCCAGGUUGUGGCCGAUACGCAGGUGGCCAAGGUUACAAUAGUAUCGGACACUUCUGUGGAGGAUGGGCUGGUAAUUGUGGCGAUGGUGGUAUUGGAGGAAGUACUUGGUAUCUGGUUUGUGAUAGAUGCAGAGAAAAAUAUCUCCGUGAGAAGCAAGCAGCAGCAAGAGAGAAGGUUAAACAAUCCAGGAGAAAGCCAAUGCAAGUUAAAACUCCUCGUGCCUUGCCAACCAUGGAAGCUCAUCAAGUGAUUAAAGCCAAUGCACUGUUCCUGCUGUCUUUGAGCAGCGCUGCUGAGCCUAGUAUCCUGUGCUAUCAUCCUGCAAAACCUUUCCAAUCUCAGCUUCCCAGUGUCAAAGAAGGAAUUUCUGAAGACUUUCCCAUCAAAAUGCCAUGUCUCUAUCUACAGACUUUAGCAAGGCAUCAUCAUGAAAACUUUGUUGGUUAUCAGGAUGACAACCUGUUUCAAGAUGAGAUGAGAUAUCUGCGUUCAACUUCAGUACCUGCACCAUACAUAUCAGUCACUCCUGAUGCAAGUCCUAAUGUCUUUGAGGAGCCAGAGAGUAACAUGAAAUCUAUGCCACCGAGUUUGGAGACCAGUCCAAUAACAGAUACAGAUCUGGCAAAGCGCACAGUCUUUCAGAGAUCAUACUCAGUUGUUGCAUCAGAAUAUGACAAACAGCACUCAAUUUUACCUGCACGGGUCAAGGCCAUUCCUAGGAGAAGAGUCAACAGUGGAGAUGCAGAAGUGGGGUCCUCUCUCCUGAGACAUCCAUCUCCAGAACUUUCUCGGUUAAUCUCAGCUCACAGCUCUCUUUCUAAAGGAGAGAGAAAUUUCCAGUGGCCAGUAUUGGCAUUUGUAAUUCAACACCAUGAUCUUGAAGGACUUGAAAUAGCAAUGAAACAAGCCUUACGGAAAUCUGCUUGCCGUGUCUUUGCUAUGGAGGCUUUUAACUGGCUCCUCUGUAACGUCAUUCAAACAACUUCUCUUCAUGAUAUUUUAUGGCAUUUUGUGGCUUCCCUGACUCCUGCCCCUGUAGAACCUGAGGAAGAGGAAGAUGAGGAGAACAAAGCAAAUAAAGAAAAUGCAGAACAAGAGAAAGAUACAAGAGUAUGUGAGCAUCCACUGUCAGAUAUAGUGAUUGCUGGUGAAGCAGCUCAUCCAUUGCCCCAUACUUUCCAUCGUUUGCUUCAGACCAUCUCUGAUCUUAUGAUGUCUCUUCCCAGUGGUAGUGCAUUACAGCAAAUGGCCUUAAGAUGCUGGAGCCUCAAAUUCAAGCAAUCUGACCACCAAUUCCUACAUCAGAGCAAUGUCUUUCAUCACAUUAACAACAUUUUGUCCAAAUCUGAUGAUGGUGAUAGUGAGGAGAGCUUUAGUAUUAGUAUACAGUCUGGUUUUGAAACCAUGAAUCAAGAGUUGUGUAUAGUAGUUUGUCUGAAAGAUCUAACCAGCAUUGUUGAUAUCAAAACAUCAAGCCGACCUGCGAUGAUUGGCAGUUUGACAGAUGGGUCUACAGAAACCUUCUGGGAGUCAGGAGAUGAAGAUAAAAACAAAACUAAAAACAUCACAAUUAAUUGUGUAAAAGGAAUCAAUGCUCGUUAUGUAUGUGUUCAUGUAGACAACUCCCGAGAUCUUGGGAACAAAGUGACUUCAAUGACUUUCCUCACUGGUAAGGCAGUAGAAGAUCUUUGCAGAAUAAAGCAGGUUGACUUGGAUUCGAGACACAUUGGUUGGGUAACAAGUGAACUUCCUGGUGGAGAUAAUCACAUCAUUAAAAUCGAAUUGAAGGGUCCAGAGAACACACUAAGAGUCCGACAAGUGAAAGUUCUGGGAUGGAAAGAUGGUGAAAGCAUUAAAAUCGCAGGCCAAAUCUCUGCAAGUGUAGCUCAGCAAAGAAACUGUGAAUCUGAGACCCUACGAGUAUUCCGACUUAUUACAUCCCAGGUGUUUGGAAAACUCAUCUCUGGAGAUGCUGAGCCAACCCCGGAACAAGAAGAAAAAGCACUGUUGUCUUCCCCAGAAGGAGAAGAAAAAGUACACAAUGCAACAUCAGAUGCAGACCUUAAAGAACACAUGGUGGGGAUCAUAUUCAGCAGAAGCAAAUUGACAAAUUUACAAAAGCAGGUGUGUGCUCACAUAGUCCAGGCAAUCCGAAUGGAAGCAACCCGCGUGCGUGAGGAGUGGGAGCAUGCCAUCUCUAGCAAGGAGAAUGCCAACUCUCAGCCUAAUGAUGAAGAUGCAUCCUCUGAUGCUUACUGCUUUGAGCUACUGUCCAUGGUUUUAGCACUGAGUGGUUCUAAUGUAGGUCGUCAGUACCUGGCUCAGCAGCUGACUCUGCUUCAGGAUCUCUUCUCGCUCCUACAUACUGCCUCUCCCAGGGUGCAAAGGCAGGUAACAUCAUUACUACGCCGUGUUUUGCCUGAAGUGACCCCUAGUCGGUUGGCUAGCAUCAUAGGAGUAAAAUCCCUGCCACCAGCAGAUAUCAGUGAUAUCAUUCACUCAACAGAAAAAGGAGAUUGGAAUAAAUUGGGCAUCUUGGACAUGUUCCUGGGUUGUAUUGCCAAAGCACUCACUGUACAACUAAAGGCCAAAGGAACCACAAUAACUGGAACAGCUGGCACUGCUGCAGGCAAAGGAGUUACUACAGUAACACUUCCAAUGAUUUUCAAUUCCAGCUAUAUUCGGCGAGGUGAAAGCCAUUGGUGGAUGAAGGGCUCAACUCCUACACAGAUAUCAGAAAUCAUUAUUAAACUGAUUAAGGACAUGGCAGCAGGUCACCUCUCUGAAGCUUGGUCCCGGGUAACAAAGAAUGCCAUUGCUGAAACCAUCAUUGCUCUGACCAAAAUGGAAGAAGAAUACAGAUUGCCAGUGCGAUGCAUUGCAACAACCAGACUCUGGUUGGCCUUAGCAUCCCUCUGUGUGCUUGAUCAGGACCAUGUGGACAGACUGUCUUCUGGAAGAUGGAUGGGAAAAGAUGGGCAACAGAAACAGAUGCCAAUGUGUGAUAACCAUGAUGAUGGUGAAACUGCUGCAAUCAUUUUGUGUAAUAUCUGUGGAAAUUUGUGUACAGACUGUGACAGAUUUCUUCAUCUCCAUCGGCGAACAAAGACUCAUCAGAGACAGGUAUUCAAAGAAGAGGAAGAAGCUAUCAAAGUUGAUCUUCAUGAAGGCUGUGGUAGGACCAAACUUUUCUGGCUAAUGGCACUUGCAGACUCUAAAACUAUGAAGGCCAUGGUGGAGUUUAGAGAACAAACAGGCAAACCUACAACCAGCAGUUCUGAAGCAUGUCGUUUCUGUGGUUGUAGAAGUGGAACAGAAUUAUCAGCAGUAGGCAGCGUCUGUUCUGAUGCAGACUGCCAGGAGUAUGCCAAGAUAGCUUGUAGCAAGACACAUCCUUGUGGUCAUCCAUGUGGAGGUGUUAAGAAUGAAGAACACUGUUUGCCUUGCCUGCAUGGCUGUGAUAAGAAUGCUACAAGUCUGAAACAAGAUGCUGAUGAUAUGUGCAUGAUCUGUUUUACUGAAGCACUUUCAGCAGCACCAGCAAUCCAGCUGGACUGCAGUCAUGUAUUCCACUUGCAAUGCUGUCAGCGAGUACUAGAAAACAGAUGGCUUGGGCCAAGGAUAACUUUUGGGUUUAUGUCUUGUCCUAUUUGCAAGAACAAAAUUAAUCAUAUAGUAUUAAAGGACUUGCUUGAUCCAAUCAAAGAACUCUAUGAAGAUGUAAGGAGGAAAGCUCUAAUGAGGUUGGAAUAUGAAGGAUUGCACAAGAGCGAGGCCAUCACAACACCUGGUGUUAGAUUUUAUAAUGACCCGGCUGGCUUUGCCAUGAACAGAUAUGCUUAUUAUGUUUGCUACAAAUGCAAAAAGGCAUAUUUUGGUGGUGAAGCUCGCUGUGAUGCUGAGGCUGGACAAGGAGAUGAUUAUGAUCCAAGGGAGCUUAUUUGUGGUGCAUGCUCUGAUGUUUCAAGGGCUCAAAUGUGUCCCAAACAUGGUACCGAUUUCUUAGAGUACAAAUGCCGCUACUGCUGCUCAGUUGCUGUGUUCUUUUGCUUUGGGACAACACAUUUUUGCAAUGCUUGCCAUGAUGAUUUCCAAAGAAUGACCAGCAUCCCUAAAGAAGAACUUCCACAUUGUCCUGCAGGUCCCAAAGGCAAACAGCUUGAAGGAACAGAAUGUCCACUUCAUGUUGUUCAUCCUCCCACUGGUGAAGAAUUUGCUCUAGGUUGUGGGGUUUGCAGAAAUGCUCACACUUUUUAAAUUAGUAAUUUUUAACCAGAGCAAAACCAUUGAUGUCAUCCCACAAGUGUCCUGAGCGUAAACCCCAGUUGGGAUGAGGAUGGGACCAUUUCCUAAACCGGGUAAAAGGAACAAUUUACAGUGCAAGAAGGAUGCCAAAUACUGUGUACAUAACACUUGCUGUGAGAAAAAUGACAUUUUUUUUGAACCAAGACAUCAAACUUGUGAGGUGUUUGCAUGUGGCCAUUACAGUCAUCGGCUAUGAAGCGUUGGACAUUUACAAAUAAAUACUUGCUAUUAAAGGAUCUCUGUGUCUGUGGACUAUGAAUGAUGCUGGCUUUCAGAUGAAGAAAGAAAAGAAUAUUGAUUAUUGUAUACUGACUUUUUGUAAUCCUGUACAAUUGUAACUGCAUCACAGGUGAGGGUGGAAAAGAGGAAUAUUCUGGUUUCUUUCCUAGACUGUUAUAAAAAAAAAAAUUGUGUUAGAAAGGCAUAAAUAUAACAAGUAUCACGCUGUAUAUAAAGGUAUCAAUGUUUGUCCUGUAUAAGAAUUACUAAAUUACAACAGCAGUUUCAUUUAAACUUCUGGGUAAUGUUUGAGCCUGAAAUUUUAAUGAAGUGCAAUACUGAGUGUGCCUCAUAUCUUGCAGCUGUAAACAUAAUGGAAUGUACAUGUCAAUAAAGCCACUGUACAUUUUUAUACAGUGUGAAAGUCUAA
Molecule: messenger RNA, 15276 nt
Organism: Alligator mississippiensis (American alligator)
Lineage: Eukaryota; Metazoa; Chordata; Crocodylia; Alligatoridae
Gene: MYCBP2
Product: MYC binding protein 2
Exons: 86
Coding region: 180-14579 (4799 amino acids)
Cellular component (GO): nucleus
Source: RefSeq, a predicted model, not a curated record